AACUGUAUUGGGAGGUAACAGGUUUACUCCUGGUUCUCACUUCUAUUUUAUCCUUGUGUAUGGUUGCUAGUCUAGUUCUAGCUCUUCUCUCUCCGCAACAAAAUCAAGAGAAGGUUUUGAAGAAGGACUCUAACCCCAUAUUUACCAUUGAACCAAACCAAUCUGAAAUGAUUAACAUCUCGACCAGCCCUCCUGAGGAACAAAAAUCAUUUCCUGAACGGAGAGCUCUUCGACCCAAGAUUGAUAAAUCUAGGACGAAAGAUUUACUAACUGGACCUGUGUAUAGUAAUCCACUUGUCCAAAGUAACACGCCUCUGUAUAGUACCGCACCUGUGUACAGUGCCGCAAGACCUGUUUACAAUACGGCUGAAUCGUCUUCACAUAGAGGCAUUCAGUCCCCGGAUUUGUUUACAACAAAAAUUACUAGUACAGUCUAAUGCGGUGGUAGGCGAUUAUAUCAAUAUAAUAAAGGCGACUUGUUUAUUUAAGUUUUAAUUGUUAAAAACCUUUUUUCGAAUCAAAAGUUUACAACUCAUGCAAGUAAUUUAAGAGUUGCUUUUUUAAUUGACAACUUCUCUUUGUUUCGAUGUAACUAGUACAUUGUACAACUAGUUUUCCAGGUUUAUGCCAAAAGAAUAAACUGUUAAAACCUAA
Eurytemora carolleeae is the source of this 654-nucleotide messenger RNA. RefSeq lists its product as uncharacterized. Lineage: Eukaryota; Metazoa; Arthropoda; Copepoda; Calanoida; Temoridae. The record is from RefSeq and is a predicted model, not a curated record. The coding region runs from base 60 to 437 and encodes 125 amino acids. The transcript is spliced from 2 exons.